Adineta steineri is the source of this 3840-nucleotide messenger RNA. Lineage: Eukaryota; Metazoa; Rotifera; Eurotatoria; Adinetida; Adinetidae. The record is from the annotation of a GenBank genome assembly.
AUGUUAUUUAUAUACAUUUUUCUAAUAAUAUUCCAUCGUAUUUCCAGUCAUACAAUUUUAAAAUAUACCAUUGAAGAAAAAUCUCCAAUAAAUACAAUCAUUGCAGAUUUUUCAAAAGAAUUCGAUAUAGAAUCGAAUGGAUUUUAUAAAAUCUAUGAAGUAUUACCAUUAAAUCAUAAUUUAUUUUCAAUUAAUAAUCAAACUGGACAACUGAAAACUCAAUCAAUAAUAGAUCGUGAUCAAAUGUGUUUAAAACAACAAUGUUCAUGUCAAUCAUGUGAAAUUAUUCUUCAACUUGAAAUAAAAGUUCGCGAAAAAAUUCUUUCAAAAAUUCUUGAAAUUAAAAUUAAAGAUCUCAAUGAUCAUUCACCAAGUUUUGAUCAACAAUCAUUGAUACAUACAAUAUAUAUCAAAGAAAAUGUACCUCUAGGCUAUCGAAUAGUUUUACCUAGUGCAAACGAUCCGGAUGAAGGUUUGAAUAGUAUACAAUCAUAUAAACUUAAUGGAAUUAAUUCCGAUGAUUUUGAUAUUGAUUUUUCAUCAUAUGAUAUUCCAUAUUUAAUUGUACGUUCAUCACUUGAUUAUGAACGACAAUCAACAUAUUCUCUAACAUUAAUUGCAUCUGAUCAUGGUCAACCAUCACAUUCAAAUUCAAUUGAAAUUAAUAUUAAAAUUUUAAAUAUUAAUACAUCAAUACCAAUAUUUGUUCAAUCGGUUUAUAAUAUUGAUAUACGGGAAGAUACACUUAUUGGAACAACAAUAUUAAAUAUUGAAGCAAGCAAUGAUAAUAAUAAUGAAAAAAUUUUCUAUGAAAUUUUAACGGAAUCACCAUUUAUUAUUGAUCGAUUAACUGGACAGAUACAAUUGAGUCAAACAUUGGAUUAUGAACGAGAAAAAUCCUAUCGAUUAACGAUUAAAGCAUAUAAUAAUCAAUAUCCAACUUAUGCAAGUAUAUUUAUUCGUGUUAUGGAUGUAAAUGAUAAUCCAGUUUUAAUAACAAUUCGAACGGAAGGAAAUACGACGUUAAAACGAAAAGAAAAUGAUAAAAAUAUAUUUUUUAUUCAAGAAAAUACAUCGAUUGGUACAACAAUUGCAUAUAUUAUUCUCAAUGAUCUAGAUUCAUUUGCAAAUGGGAAUCCUUACCUUCAACUACGAACCAAUGAUCCACCAUUACCAUUAAUCUAUAAAUUAAUCUAUCAAAAUAAAUUUCAAAAUACGAAACUUUAUUCAUUAAUUGUUCAUCAAAAUCUUGAUCGUGAAUUAAGAUCAAUUUAUAAUAAUAUCCAAAUUCUAGCACAUGAUUCCGGUACACCAACAUUACAUACACAAUUAUUUCUUAUAUUAAAUAUAACUGAUGUAAAUGAUUGUGUACCCAAAUUAUUAACAAAAUCUACAAUAUAUAAUAUUAAUGAAAAUAAUCCAAUUGAUUACAUAGUUGAUAAAUUAAUUGCGUAUGAUUGUGAUCUAAAUGAAAAUGCUGAAAUUGAAUAUAAUUUAUUAAAUAAAACUGAUUUAUUAAUAAUUAAUUCACAAACAGGUGAAAUACGUUUAAAUCAAACAAUUGAUUUUGAAUUAUUUAAUAAAUAUCAUGAAAAAAAUCAAACUCAAAUCGAUUUAGAAUUUCUUAUUGAACUUAAAGAUCAUGGACAACCAUCAUUAUCAAAUCAAACAAAAAUUAUUCUUCGUAUACAUGAUCUCAAUGAUAAUUCACCUGUAUUCGAUAAAAAUCAAUCCUACAAUUGGACAUAUUCAAAAACAAUUCUUCAACCAGGUUCAAUUCUCGGCAGAAUCUACGCAACUGAUAACGAUUCAGGUUUACAAGGUCUUGUUCAUUAUUCAAUACAGUCAUUAAAUUCAUGUUUAACUCUUAAUAUAACAUCACUUGGUUAUAUUUAUAUUCCAUAUGGUUUAACAACAAUAUCAACAUGUUUAGAAUCAUUAUAUACAUUUGAAGUAACAGCAUAUGAUUACGAUCCAAUUAAUCCACGUUCAACAAAACAAAUCUUAACAAUAAAUCUUCAUUCAAAUUUCGAAACAAAUCAUAUCCUACCCAAACUUUUACCAUUAUCUAUACAACGAACAACUAUUGAUGUAAAUACACAUAAUAAUAAUGAUAAUAUUAUUUUUCUUAUUGAUAUUACAACUUGGAAUAAUCAUACAUAUGAACCGAAAAUUUAUUUAAAUAAUACAACAUUAUUAUCUUGUUGGAAUUUAAGUACAACAGGUGAACUUCGUCUUAUAUCACAUCCAUAUUCAUUAUCAUAUAUGUUAUCAUUAAAUCUAAUUGAUGAAUAUACACAAAUGAAUUCAUUAAUUAAUCUUCAUAUUGAUAUAUGUAAUAGUUCAAUAUUAAAUUCUUGUCAUUUAUAUUCAUUAUCAGAUAAUCGAACAAUAUUAGUUUAUGCUAUAAGUUUAGCUUUAUGUAUAACAUGUGCUUGUAUAAUUAUAUUUUCAAUAAUUAUUUGUUUAUGUUGUCGAAAACCAAUACAACAUAAAAAUGAUAAAUUAACAUCGAUACAUCAUCAUAGUUUUUUACAAUGUAAUGAUGAUUAUAAUACAAAUGAAAAGAUUGAUCAUACAAGUGAACAAUAUAAAAGUUCAUCGAAUUCAACGAUUCGUGAUGAUGAUCAUGAUUCGGCAUGUAUUGUUAAUGGACAUUCAUUAUCAUCAACUUCGUCAUCAAAUGAUACAUGGUAUAAUCGAAAAGAAUCAACAACAAUUCCAAUGUAUUCAUCAUCAACAUAUCAAUAUGAUAUUAAAUUAGCUGAAUUAUUACGUAAAAAUCAACAUCCACCAUGUAUAUUUUUAAAUGAACUUCCACCAAUUCCACAAUCAUUAAGUACAGAUUAUGGAUUUAGUAGCUUAGAUUUAUCAAAAUCAUCAUCAACAUCAACAAUUCCAAAUCAACAUGUUGAAACAUAUAUUGAUCAAUCACCGACAAUGAAAAGUUUUAUUUCAUCUCGUGAAUGUGUUGUUUAUAUUGGUAUUAUUGGAGCAGUUCGUAACUAUGACGAUUUUUUUCGUCCACAAAUAGGAUUGUCUGGUUAUAAUAUUGUUAUUAGCAUUUUUGGUUUUAUAACUUCCAUCUUAGGUUUAUUUUCUGUUAUGACGGAUUCUCCCAGAAUAGGUAAAAUUGUAGCUAUUAUAUCUUGCAUAUUGGGUGUCUUGGCGCUUGCCUCAUUGGUAACUGCACUUAUUAUAAAUUCAAAAUCAAUAAGUUAUGUAAGCACACGUUUUACAAAUAAUAUGAAUGCAUACAAGAAUAGUGCAGAUUCAAGAUAUAAAAUUGAUAGUUUGCAAAAUAAAUAUAAAUGUUGUGGUACAAAUACAUGGCUUGAUUGGGCAAAUGCUGGACUUAAUGCAACCGGAUGGAAUACAACAAACAGUACAACUACUACAAAUAGUACAACCACUACAACAACAAUGGCAGCAGUAACAAGUGUUACAGCUGCACCAUCGGUUAUGAGUACAACUACUAUUAUGUCUAUGACAGCUGUAGGAAAACGAAAACGACAAGCAACAACAAUGGCAACAACAAUGGCAUCAACAAUAGUAUCAUCAUAUGGUGGUUUCGCAAAUUUACCAGUUACAUAUACUGUUGUCCUUCCUGGUUCUUGUUGUUCAGCUGGAUCAACGAUAACAGCUAUCGGAACAUCUACCUAUUGUUUGUCAAGUUUCAGUGGUCUUGUCAAUCAUUUUUAUACGACCGGGUGUGUAAGAUCAAUUGAUACAGUUGCUGGUAAUCAAGCAAUGGGUUUUGGUGUUAUUAAUAGUUUUCUGGUUGUCUUAGCAUUUAUAGCUAUUCCAUUAAUGUUUCGAUCUCCAUCCGCACAUGUCUAA